Messenger RNA from Papilio machaon (common yellow swallowtail), 1200 nucleotides. RefSeq lists its product as uncharacterized. Gene Ontology annotation, molecular function: olfactory receptor activity; odorant binding. Gene Ontology annotation, cellular component: plasma membrane. The record is from RefSeq and is a predicted model, not a curated record. Lineage: Eukaryota; Metazoa; Arthropoda; Insecta; Lepidoptera; Papilionidae. Bases 1 to 1200 code for a protein of 399 amino acids. The transcript is spliced from 6 exons. Gene Ontology annotation, biological process: sensory perception of smell; detection of chemical stimulus involved in sensory perception of smell.
AUGACGGUCAAUAAUUUGAAGGAAUAUCAUCCGCAAAAAUAUUAUUUAAAAAUAAUCUGUCAUUUAUUAUAUUACUUUGGGUUAGGAGAUUUUUGGUAUGAAAAAACAAAACAUAAUAUCAUACAAAAGAUUAUAUACAAAUCAUGGGUAAUAAUAGCAAAUGCUUUUAUAUUUCUUAUGAUUAUAAACGAAUUCUUAUCAUAUCUUCGGAAAGAUUUAAAUGUUAAAGAAAAAGGGGAUUUGAUUUUAUUUAGUUUCGCGCAUCCUUCGAUAGCCGCUAAAAUAUUAGUGUUUUAUAUAAAACGAAGGGAAAUAAUGGAUACGUUGAAGAUGUUGUUGGAAAGGAAAGAGAAAUUUUAUAAUCAGCCAACGCUUGAUAAACGUUCUGUGAAGCGAGCUAGAUUCUACUGCACCUGUUUGCUUAUCAAUAUUUUUGUGAUACUAAUAAGCGCGACGAUCGAGGGCAUUAAAAAUUAUUUACAAGAGGGAAUACCAAUACGUACUGAAGUUACAUAUUUACCGUAUCAGGAAAACUCCGGUAUCUCAGUUAACGUCUUUAGAUUCUUCGUACAAUUCCACUGGUGGUUCCUAAUGGCUAUCAUGUAUUCGAUCGACUCUCUAUCAAUAUGUUCCUUAGUUUUCCUAAGUUACAAAUUUAAGGAAGUUCGACUUCAUUUCAACAGUUGUAGGAUUAAAAUGUUAAAAUUGUCAAAGGGCAAACAAGAUUUAAUUGAUGAGUUAUUCGAACGGAAUUUUACCGUCGGAAUUAAACUACAUCAAGAUGCUUUAAGAUGUGCCCGAAAAAUUCAAACGUCUCUUGGAAAUCUUUACACAGUACAAGUUGUGGAAAGUAUAUCAAUGCUUGUGAUAUGUCUUCUGAAACUAAUGUUAACAGUACGUGACAUAGCUUCUUUGGUAAAGAAUUUUAUGUUCAUAUCAUGCGUGCUUUUACUAAACGGAACAUAUAUGAUGUCUGGAGGUGACGUCACUCAUGAGGCGUCUUUGAUCUCGGAUUCCGUUUUCCACUGCGGCUGGGAAUACAGCAGGGCGCGCAGGGGUCUACGUAACCUGGUCGUGAUAACGUUGCAGCAAAGUCAGGUGCCGAUAUGCAUGACCGCUUUCGGCGUCUUAUUUUUGUCCUACAAUAGUUUCAUUACAGUUCUCCGACUGUCAUAUUCAUUUUUUGCCGUAAUGUAUUAG